Chrysoperla carnea is the source of this 578-nucleotide messenger RNA. RefSeq lists its product as uncharacterized. The transcript is spliced from 2 exons. The coding region runs from base 116 to 400 and encodes 94 amino acids. The record is from RefSeq and is a predicted model, not a curated record. NCBI's taxonomy places the organism in Eukaryota, Metazoa, Arthropoda, Insecta, Neuroptera, Chrysopidae.
AAAAUAAACUUGACCAAAUACUGAACCUGUCAGUCUUUAAAAAUAAUUUUUUUAAAUUUCUAACUAUUUUUAAUGACUUUCAUUUAGACGUAAUAUCAAAAUAAAAUACAUAAAAAUGUCUACAACAAAUAGAAAACGUAGUAGAGCUUUAUUCGACGAUGACAGCUUAGAAUUUAUGCCAUUAUCAAAGCGAAUAAAUAAUUUACAUAUUAAUUCAACAAUACCAGGGAAUUUACCAAAUAAUAGUCAACCAAUUGAACAAUGGGGACCUGGUCCACCAGCACAGCCACAGUAUCAACCCGAAUUAAGUGUAAAUCAGAAUCCUUAUUAUUAUACGACUAACAAAUUAUUAUUUGAUUUGUAUAUUGAGCGUAUGAAUCGAAAUGGCCAUCAAUUCUAGCGAGCAUUUAAGUUUUUUAAAUAAGUAUUUUUUUACAUAGUUAUUCAUAUCAGUUAUUAUUAUUCUUCAUUUUGAAGAUCGUUUUAAAAUUACCUAUUAUAUACAAUUAUUAAGUCUAUUUAUUGAUAUACUACACCAAUCGAUUGCAUUUUAAAAUAUGUAACAAAGAAGUUCGAUA